Messenger RNA from Sinocyclocheilus grahami, 852 nucleotides. RefSeq names its product single-stranded DNA binding protein 1 (gene ssbp1). Gene Ontology annotation, molecular function: single-stranded DNA binding. The transcript has 7 exons. Gene Ontology annotation, biological process: positive regulation of helicase activity; mitochondrial DNA replication. Lineage: Eukaryota; Metazoa; Chordata; Actinopteri; Cypriniformes; Cyprinidae. The record is from RefSeq and is a predicted model, not a curated record. Gene Ontology annotation, cellular component: mitochondrial nucleoid. The coding region runs from base 165 to 605 and encodes 146 amino acids.
AGAACGGGAACGGGCGUUCGUUAGUGUUUGUUGCUACUGGGGAAUGUUUUCCGAGCGCACCGGAAACAGCGUGGGGGUUACUGAGCGUCAAGAUCUUCUGAACUUCUGUAUUACUCCUGUCACCUGUCAGCAAACGUCCUCGCACCAUCCUCAGGGUAGAGAAGAUGUUGAGAAACGCCUCUGCACAGGUUCUUAAACAGUUCGUCCGGCACGGGACUACAGAUACAAAUCUGAUCUUGGAGAGAUCUAUUAACCGGGUGCAGCUGCUUGGGCGAGUGGGACAGGACCCCGUCAUGAGGCAGGUGGAGGGCAGAAACCCCGUCACCAUCUUCUCCAUGGCAACAAACGAGAUGUGGCGGUCUGGGGAGGGAGAACCCACAAGUACAGGAGAUGUCAGCCAGAAAACAACAUGGCACAGAAUCUCAGUAUUCAAACCAGGCCUCAGAGACGUGGCGUAUCAGUAUGUAAAGAAAGGGUCUCGGAUUCUUGUGGAAGGAAAGCUUGACUAUGGAGAGUACAUGGAUAAAAACAACGUCAGGCGACAGGCAACAACUAUUAUCGCAGAUAAUAUUGUGUUUUUAAGUGAAAAUCUGCGAGACCAGUAAUGAAGACGCCUUCCCAGACUUUAGGAACCAAAAGAAGAUAUUUGAUAUAGUGUUACUCUGCUCACUGACAUUAAACUCUGCGUAUCAUUCUGUCCAGCCUUAACAGUCAUACAUGGACAUAAGAAGUGUUGUUGUUUGUAUGAUUGUGUCAUGCUGGCUUAUUUCCCACAGAGAGCGCUGACAGAUGCACUUUGACAUGUAAACACUUUCCAUGAACUGGAUUGGAUUCUUUGUGUGUGUGUGUGUG